Messenger RNA from Culicoides brevitarsis, 1762 nucleotides. RefSeq names its product THO complex subunit 5 homolog (gene thoc5). The transcript has 2 exons. The annotation marks the transcript as partial. NCBI's taxonomy places the organism in Eukaryota, Metazoa, Arthropoda, Insecta, Diptera, Ceratopogonidae. Gene Ontology annotation, cellular component: THO complex part of transcription export complex. Gene Ontology annotation, biological process: positive regulation of DNA-templated transcription, elongation; mRNA export from nucleus. Gene Ontology annotation, molecular function: mRNA binding. The record is from RefSeq and is a predicted model, not a curated record.
CAAAACAAGACAAUUUGUGACGAUUUCCCUUAAAAAAUAUUAAAAACCCAUAAAAAUAAUUUUAAAAAAAUCCUAAAAAUCAUCCACAACGAUGGUCAACAAAUCCGACGUCAAAGAAAAAGAUGCAAAACGGCGAAAAACAUCAACAGGAAGCGAAACAACUCCCACAAAAGUCAUCCCUAAAGACGAUGUUUAUGCGAGCGUCAUAAACUACGAAGAACAAGAAGCGCAAAAACGUUCCGCUGACAAAGAUGCCGCUCUCUUCAAAGAAACUUGCGAAAAAUUCAAACAAAUCAUCUCCGAAGUGUCAGAAUUAAAAAAGCAACAAACUCCCGAAAACGACGAAGAAAUAAAAGCAAAAAUUGAAGAAAAGCGGAUUGAAGGUUCGUUACUUUUUAUUUUGCUGAAGAAGUUGAAUCGCUUGGAUAAACUUCGAGUACGUGCCGGACGUGACGCUUUGAACGCGGAAAAAGUUCGUGUUGACAACAUCAAGCUUCAGCUGCACAAUUUGGCGUACGAAGCGGAACAUUUGAAGAAGGAAGUCAAGCGUUGUCACGAUUUCAAGAGUCAGGACGAGGAAAUUGAGUUGGUUGAAAUUGAUGAAUUUUACGAAAAAGCUCCCGCGAGUAUUUCGCGCCCGGAAAAGACCAAAAAAGACGAACAUGCGUUGCGUUUGGCUCGUCUGGAAUGGGAAUUGGAGCAAAGAAAGGACCUCGACGCCCAAUGUAGAGAGUUAAUUUCGGCGAAAAAGCAAAUUUCGAAGAAUAUUAUCACAAAAACGGAGCGAUUGGAUUCGUUAAAGCCUCGUUUAAAGACACUUUUGGAAGCAACGCGUCCCCUGCAAGAAGCUCUGGACCUAAAAAUCGAAGAUCAAUGGGAAAUUCAGAAAUGCGUGCGACUUUUGCCCAAUCCGCUGUAUUUGUUGUACGCAAAUGUCGUCGCUUUUAGUGAGGCAUGCGAUCCGUUGAUCACGACAACCAUCAAUGGCGACGAGGAAGAUGCCCGACAAGAAAUUGAGCCGAAAAAUGACCUCGACGAGAGUUUAGCGGCGACCGAGGAGACAAAUCACGACAGCGACAACGACGAAAAUGAAGGAGAUGUCGAUGCGGAAUCAGCUCCGAAGAAGCGGCAUCAUCACAAUCGUCAAUCCAAGAUGGCGGCGAUGGGACAAAAGAAGGAUUUGCUCUUCAAACCUCAUCCCUUAUCCAUUACGGUGACAAUUAGCACGAAAGAAAAGGGAAUUGCGCUUGCCAUAACGUUUAAUUACAUCCCGGGCUUGCAUAUUGUGACGACAAAUUCGAAACUUGUGAAUUUCGAUGUCGCUGGAGUCGCUGCGGGUGAGGUUAUCCUCGUUGAAACGCUCUUAAACAGUCUUUUCCCCGGAGAUUUUGGCAAAUUAAGCCCAAAUCCACGCACAAAAUACCAAUUGGAAGAACUUCAGAUCACUCCGGGGGAAUUUUUGUCGUUUUUAUCGCAAAAACAACUCGGCAAGCCUUAUAUGUGGGCGCAACGGGCAUGCGGAUUGGAUUUUAUUAAUACUUCAACUAAUUCAACGUCAGCUAAUCUCGCGGAAACUACAAUUCCGCAAAUUAUUAAACAGAUUCGGGCCAGAUUGCAAGCCCGUGUGAAGCUUUAUAAGCAAAUUUUGGCAUUAGAAUCGGGUAAAAUUGAUGGCGCAGGUAAGGGAGAUGCAAUUGGGACUCGUGUUUCGGGACAUUUGGUUCAAUGGAGCGCCAUUUCGUAUGAGGAAUAUCAAAUGUGC